Molecule: messenger RNA, 553 nt
Organism: Entrophospora sp. SA101
Lineage: Eukaryota; Fungi; Glomeromycota; Glomeromycetes; Entrophosporales; Entrophosporaceae
Source: the annotation of a GenBank genome assembly
AUGUCUAAUUGGGAUACCGUUUCUAUUGUCAGUAUAGCUUUAGUCAAUAAAGCACUCGGAGACAAUGCUCAACAAUUGAUAUCAGAUUUUGAAUUUGAAGGAGCAGAUGAUCAAUUUUCCGCAAAAUUCCAGUGCACUGGCACGUUCGGUGCGUGGAGCCUUGAUGAAGGCUCAGCUGGAGAUUUAUUAAGAUUAAAAUUACCGAUUACUCAAGGAACCAUAUCUGCAAGCAAUGAUACAAUCGACCUGAGUGGAACAACAGCCAUAAUGGAAGUGUCAUUCGAUUUUUUGCCGGACUCCCCUACCACAUCCAAUUUUGUCUUUUCUCUUAAGAAUAAUUCGAAGCUUGGAGAUCCUCCACAACCAGGUUAUGUUACACCCAUUGAUUUGGUUGGACCUAUACCUAUUCUUGAAAAGCUUGGUAUUGUUGGAAAAGCUGCUGUGUUGAAUGGAAUAGCGGUCAUGAUAUGCUCAAAAGCAUCAGAAAUCAGUUACAUCUUUGCCCGAUUAAACUUAGUUUCUCCCGAUGCGCAAUUUUGGUUAGCACCGAUAC